Paramormyrops kingsleyae is the source of this 4282-nucleotide messenger RNA. Its product is annotated as adapter molecule crk-like. Lineage: Eukaryota; Metazoa; Chordata; Actinopteri; Osteoglossiformes; Mormyridae. Gene Ontology annotation, biological process: cell migration; enzyme-linked receptor protein signaling pathway. Gene Ontology annotation, cellular component: cytoplasm. Gene Ontology annotation, molecular function: signaling adaptor activity; receptor tyrosine kinase binding. The record is from RefSeq and is a predicted model, not a curated record.
AGAAUGAUAUACUUCCGGAUUGCCACAACACCCCUCCGCCCCAGCCACAUCCCAAGAAAAAAAUUCUCAAAAAACAUCACAUCCGGUUGAUGAGGUCAAUUUUCCUCUCAGGUUCGCCAUUUCAGUUUUUUGAAGUUAGUUGCUACAAGUUCAGAGAUUUGAUUCAGAAUUACAGCGAAACAAUCACUGAGCCUGUAAGACCGUCGAGGUGCCGAUAUCCCGUGUCGCCAAAGAGGAGCAGCCCUUGAUUGUGCUCGGUCUUUUCUUUUCUUUGGCCGGGCCAAAAAUAUAUAGAAGGCUUACGCGGGUGUCGUGGAUUUUCUUAACGUGUUCCCAGGCAGGGGCGAAAGUUUUUUGUAUGAGUUGAAUACUGGUCGCGCAGCCGAAGAGGCGAAGGGGCGCUUGGGGUGUCAGCAAUGGCCGGCAAUUUUGACGCCGAGGACCGUGAGAGCUGGUACUGGGGCCGGCUGAGCCGACAGGAGGCGGUAAACCUGCUGCACGGCCAGAGGCACGGCGUGUUUCUGGUCAGGGACUCCAUUACCAUCCCCGGCGACUACGUGCUGUCUGUGUCGGAGAACUCCAAGGUGUCACAUUAUAUCAUAAACAGCAUCAGCAACAGCCGGCAGUCCGGUACAGGGCAUAUUGCUCCUCGUUUUCGCAUCGGGGACCAGGAAUUCGACACCCUUCCGGCACUGCUGGAGUUCUACAAAAUCCACUACUUAGACACCACCACGCUAAUCGAGCCCAUCAGCAAGGCCAAGCACCCGGGCCUGGCCAGUGCCAAUGUGGGGGGCGCCCCCCAGCGCCUGGAUGAACCAGAGUACGUGCGCGCCCUCUUCGACUUCCCUGGCAACGAUGAUGAGGAUCUGCCGUUUCGCAAGGGUGAUGUGCUGCGGGUUCUGGAGAAGCCGGAGGAGCAGUGGUGGAAUGCUCAGAACUCGGAGGGUCGCACCGGCAUGAUCCCCGUGCCCUAUGUGGAAAAGUACAGGCCGUCCUCCCCAAACAACGCUGCCACCACAGGGCCUGGAGGAGUUACAUCGGCAGGGAAUGCUGAUGGCAUCCGUGCUCAACCCUCAGUCCUGGGAGAACCAGGCCCCUAUGCUCAGCCUAGCCUUAACACACCAUUGCCCAACCUGCAGAAUGGCCCCGUCUAUGCCCGAGUUGUCCAGAAGAGGGUGCCCAAUGCCUAUGACAAGACCGCCCUGGCCCUGGAGGUGGGUGACAUGGUGACGGUGACCAAGAUCAAUGUCAACGGCCAGUGGGAGGGUGAGUGCAAGGGUAAGAGGGGUCACUUCCCUUUCACGCACGUGCGGCUGCUUGACCAGCACAACUCCGAGGACGACUUCAGCUGAGGGCAUCUGUGCCUGACUCCGCUCUCUCAUUCAUAUGCAUACUGUUCUACAUACAUACACACGCAUGUGUGAGCACACAGGGUUGCACCUCAAACCUCUGAUCUCCGCUUUAUCUAUUCUAGGCCUAGUGGUCCACCUCCACAAUUUUUGCAUCUUUAUAAUGGUCCAAUGUGCCACUAUCCCUCUUCCUCCAUGCCUUUGCUGAAUAAGAUGUGUAAUUGGAUUUGCCUCAUGCUAUUUUCUGGUAUUAUUAGGCUUUGGUGUCCUACAUCGAUCUAGAUACUCCAACACACACUCACUCAUAUACGCUCUUAUGAACUAAAGGACCAUUUUUUUUCCUGCAUUGCCAAUGUCUAACUCAGACUUUAAUAGAGAGAGGAGGAAAGGACCAUUGUUUCACCUGACCUGGAAGCACGCUGUCAACGAUGCGCCUCAGAUGUCCCAUCUUUGUUGGUGUCCGCUCUUUUGACUACAGUGGCACAGAGGGAUGUUUUUUUGAGCUGUAAUCCACACUACAAGUCAUGAAGCAAGGUUAAAUGUUUUUUUUGUAAUAAAAUGAAAGAAAACUGUAUUACAAGUAUAUGUAGCUGUAUACUAUUACAUGCUUGGGUGUGUGUAUUCUGGAAGUAUGAGAUAGACCUGUACAUUAAUGCAGAUACAUGAGGGAGCAAACAGGUAUGACGAGCAUAAAGAAGACAAGGGGGCAGAUGAGGGUGCCCUUCACUGUCUGGAGGACAUUUGGGGGAAAUGCAUGGUUUGGGGCCCUAUGCACUUCAGUGGGAGCAUGACACCGAAGAAGUAACAGGCAGUCUGGAAUAGGUGUAAUUUGAACUGUUCUGCUAUUUUCUUUCUCAGCCCCUCCCCCUCCCGGCCUGGAGAUAUAUGGCUUUUGAGAUAAUAGAUAUAGGUUCAGUCUAUGGGCAGUAUUUGUCUGGUUUUUACCUCCUGUUCUGUAUUUCUAGGAACCCUAAACCAAGUAGCUAAGAAUUCCACUAAUUAGCCUCUGAUAACAGGUGUCUGUUUGCUCUUAUGAACGUGCCUCUGUCACCACCCCCCUUUCUGCCUGUAUGGAGAUUAGCCGGCAUCCGUUCCCCGUCGGCCGGGACUCUUAGUAAGUCACAGAUGGAGCUGCAGCUCAUUGCCUAAUGCAGUCACUCUCCAGCCACAUUUUUAAAGGUAUAGGGGUUUCAGGCACUGGGGGCUAAAUAAACCAUGGUUCUGGGGCUUGUGAUUUUGCAGAUUUUAGUGUCUCUUUAAUCCAGUUGACCUCCCACUAGGCGUCUCCCUACUGCUUCAGCCACAGAGAAUUUCUUUUUUUUUUUAAUGAAAUCUAUAAAGUGCUGUAUAUACUCAUGUAAAGGGUUAAACACUAAUAGUAUUUAUUAGCUGUCAUGAACACACUAGCAGUCAUAUAGAUACCUGUGAUUGGAGAGUUUUAGGGACUUGUGAAAACAGCAUCUGAUUUUGAUGAAUUUUAUAUUCUUAUGACAUGGGUCACAUGACAAUCAUGCCCGGCAUGCUGGACAGCAGUAGACCUCUGCCGGUACUACACUGUGUUCUUAGGCUCUGUUUGGCCUGCUUUCACAGCAGACAUUCUCCAAAAACCAGCAUCCGGUUUCAGAUACGAUCCACCACCCUGUGUGUCAGAACGUGGAAAUGUGUUUCUGUGAGUAGGGGUUGCAACAGUGCCCUUCAUCUCCCUCGUAAUGCACUACCCACAGUGCACCACUCACUGACACUGUGAAAAGCACACAUGACCCUGCACUGUUGAUACUGGGUUCCCCUGUCUAGUAGUAGCAGUUGUAAGAAGUUUAGGUUAUCUUAGGAGUAAUGUAGCUUAGUAAGCUUGGAGAGGGCAGGAGUUAGCGUAAAACUUUUUAAUUGAAAUUGUCCACAACAGUGAGCACAACUGUGCUCAAAGGGAAAGAACCUGCACCAAUAUCUAGUCAUUAAGUGAGCGCUAUGGGUAAAUGACAUGGAAGCGAAAUGCAUGCGUUGUUCUCUUCAUUGUUGCUAUGGUAAUCCAGAGACUCCAGAAAGGCAGGUAACCAGUGUUAUGUUUUAUUUUCUUAGGUUUAUAUUUGCACCCUUGAGGUAUGAGAUACAACUCAUCACAUCUAUGUAUUUGUGCUUAUUAUUAAAAAGAUCACUGCUAAAAUCUGUAUUAAGAAAAUGCAUUAAUUAAGUAUCAGUAAAGUUCAGGUGCCUCUUCAUUUACCUGAUGGAUGAACUUAAUGCAUUUGAAAGUGAGUUAUUUUGGUGGAGGUUUUUGGAUACACUAAUGAACUGGAGUAGCCUGAACCUAACCCUGACCUAAAAUCUGUAUAGCAUGUACCUGCUCGCCAAAAUAAAUAAGCCUGACAUACCGAUGCCCUUAUGGAAGAUGCAUUUCUGCCUGUAGCGUCACAUCCCUUGUAGGGCUUCAAAGGAAGCCAGUGUCAUCCCCAUGGUUACUGCCCCAGGUUAAUAACUUGCUCCAGCAUACAGAUGCUUCACACACCAAAGUUUCUUGUCCUUUCCUUUGAUCUGAACAGACUUUACUAAAAAUACUUUUUGUAUUUUAUUUUAUUUUUUUUGCCUGAAUUUUUGUAUUUUCUGAAUUUUUUAAUUCAAAUUCCAGGUCAUUUGGGGAAAAUGAGUCAUUCUAGAUUUUAUCAAGUUAAUGCAAUUAUUUCAUUUGUCUCACAUCAGAAUAUUGGUUCUCAUGUAAUCUGUUUAAAUUUGUCAUUCAUGCCUAUAUACAUAUUUUAAAGUGUCAUAUUUUUGUAACAUUGCUGGAUUAUUAUUUUUUUUUUUUGGGGGGGGGGAUACAAACUGAUUUUAAAAUGUGCCACUGUGCUAUAACAGUAUAUUCUCUGAAGGCAAAUUCACUUUAUUUUCUGUAGCAUGUAACAUGUCAUACAUACAAAAUAAACUCCCUUGGCAAAAGA